UCGCUGUCGUUGGCCUCCGCCCGGUGUCCAUGUUCAACACGAAUGUCGCCUCGCUCGUCGAGUGCGCGCUGCGCGAUUGCCAUUCGAAGAAGGUGAGGUGGACGGAGGGUCGGUCUCCAAGAAACAUGACCAGAGAAAAAAUGGCAACAGCAAAUGAGAAAACUCCGAGCUUCCUUCGAGCUUUGCGCGGGGACGCAGUGAUCGGUUUGGUGAACAUGGCAGACGACGACGCGAUCGAAUGGGGCAUUGUGGCGAAGACUGCAGUAGUAGAGUUUGAGAGGGUGUCGGAGAAUAUCAAAUGGAGCGAUCUGUUCCCCGAGUGGAUCGACGAGGAGGAGGUGUUCGAGGGCAUGUCGUGCCCCGAGAUACCGAUGCCGGGCUUUGCGGCAUACGAAGAGAUGGACGUGGUGGUGGUUAAGCUGCCAUGCCGGAUUCCUGAUGUUGGCUGGAACCGGGACGUGUUUAGGCUGCAAGUUCAUUUGGUGGCCGCGAACUUGGCGGUGAAAAGGGGGAAGAGGGACUGGCGGGGGACGGCAAAGUUGGCGUUUCUGAGUAAGUGCGAGCCGAUGAGGGAGCUGUUCCGGUGCGACGACAUAGCGGGGAGGGAGGGAGAGUGGUCGAUGUAUGAAGCUCAGGUGGAGAGGUUGGAGGAGAAGCUGAGGUUGCCGUUGGGGUCGUGCAUGUUAGCAAUGCCUCUUUGGGGCGAAGGAAUCAACGAGGAAUUCAAUGUCUCGUCGAAGUUCAGUGCUCCGCCGAGCCCCUCCGGUGAUCCCCGUCGGGAGGCCUACGUGACGGUCCUCCACUCCAAAGAAAAUUACGUGUGCGGCGCGAUCAUGCUAGCCCACAGGCUCCGCAAGACGGGCUCUGACCGCGACCUCGUCCUCCUCCACGACAAAUCCAUCGGCCCCCAGAAGCUCCAGGCGCUUGCCGACGCCGGUUGGGCGCUCCGCGAGAUCGAGCGCAUCCGUAGCCCCCAUGCAAAACGCGGCGCCUACAAUGAGUACAACUACAGCAAGCUCCGCAUCUGGCAGCUAAGCGACCACUACGACAAGGUCGUCUUCGUCGACUCCGACGUUCUCGUCCUGCGUAACCUUGACCACCUCUUCCGCCUCCCGCAGAUGUCGGCCACGGGGAACAGCCGCGCGAUCUUCAACUCCGGCGUGAUGGUCAUCGAGCCGUCGAACUGCACGUUCGAGGCGCUGAUGCUGCGCCGCGAGGACGUCGUCUCGUACAACGGCGGCGACCAGGGAUUCUUAAACGAGAUGUUCGCGUGGUGGCACUGGCUGCCGAGGAGGGUGAACUUCCUGAAGAUAUUGCGGGGCAACACGACGGAGGAGAGGCGGAUGAAGGACCGGCUCUACGUGACGGAGCCGGCGACGUUGUACGGGCUGCACUACCUGGGGAUAAAGCCGUGGAGGUGUUACAGGGACUAUGACUGCAACUGGAACGUGGAUGACCAGCGGAGGUUUGCGAGCGACGCCGCGCACGCGGUGUGGUGGCGGCGGCACGACGAGAUGGGGGAGGGGAUGAGGAGAAUGUGCGGGCUGACGGCGGAGAGGAAGCAGCAGCUGGAGAACGUUGGUUUGAUUCUGAAUAUUGGUACAACAAAGUGA
Molecule: messenger RNA, 1613 nt
Organism: Ananas comosus (pineapple)
Lineage: Eukaryota; Viridiplantae; Streptophyta; Magnoliopsida; Poales; Bromeliaceae
Product: UDP-glucuronate:xylan alpha-glucuronosyltransferase 2-like
Exons: 3
Coding region: 30-1613 (527 amino acids)
Biological process (GO): xylan biosynthetic process
Molecular function (GO): glycosyltransferase activity
Source: RefSeq, a predicted model, not a curated record